CAUUUCAACUUUGUUUACACCUUGCGCUCGAAAGAGAGAGAGAGAGAAAGAGAAGAGAAGACAGGUGAUGGUGGAGGUGGUCAAGUCGUCGGUGCCUCAGAAAUGUGACAUUUUCACUCGAAUUUUUCUUCGUCUCUCCCCCGGAUAACCACAUUCACUAUGACAGCUACACAUCAUUCUUCCAAUACUCUGGCGCCUCUGGAUGGCUUGCCGAAGCCUUUUGUGAAUGCCAUGCGGACCCUCUUUGAUAUCAUGGACGACCAGCGAACUGGAUACGUCAAGUUUUCAGAAAUUGAACGCAGGUGGCAAGACGAUGGAGCGCAAGGUAUGCCCCGAGGUGUGUUAGGUAGCCUUCGCAAAGUUACUCCCCCUGACGGUUAUUUGUCGUUUGAGCGAUUCUGUGCUGGUUUACAGAUAAGUUUAUUGCGUAACAAGAUGGAGGACAAAACACCCAACAAUAAUUUUGGCCUAAACAUCCCACCCAAGCUGUCAGGAUCCAACACAGGCCUUCCACCACCCCCACCUCCCCUGAGCAGACCUCCUUCAGCACCAAUUUUAGAUCAGGAGCAUCAUCCUAAAUUAACGCGUACGGUCACCAGCAUCCCAUCUACCAGUCAGGCCAGUGGGAGUGGUGGUUCCCACCACAGCCGUGCAGAGCGCACGGUAUCUAUGCCACACCUGGACGACGUUGUAUCUCAUUCUGAGCACUCCGCCCACCAGCACUACCACCAGUCUGAGUUUCGAUCUCACAGCUCCAAACCGGACAUCAAGAUGGGCCUCGGCGUCAUGUCCCACAGCAAGUCGGUAGGGAACAUGGUUGGACCACCGAAGCCCCCGCGUGUCAUGGAGAGAGACAGAGGCACCCAGAGUCUGGAUCGCAACAUGGAGAAUCGUAACCUGGGGGAAAUCGGCAGGAUUCCGAGCGAUAUGCGUGCAACUCAUUCGCUGGAGCGGGAGAGAUCCGACCGAAAGUGGGAUCUGGAGAGGUCAGAUCGACCACACCGAGAUAGAGAUCGUAAUGACCACGUUGACUACCGGAGGGACAGGGGCUCAAGUCUCGAGCGACUGUUGGACCCUGAAGAAAAGGCUAAUCACAUUCCUCUUGGCAAGGCAGGAAUUCGCUCCGCUUUACAGACGUGGCAUAAAGAGAGGAGAAAAGGGGAAGUGGGAGAUAAUAACAACAACAAUAAAAAUUUCCAAGAAAAAGAUAUUCGUGACAUGAGGGUGCCAUUGCCAGCCGAGCCCUUAGGUAGAGGCGUUGGGGACGGAGGUGACGGCUCUCGGACGAGUGUUGGCAAUCAGCCCGAAAGUCAUUUAGCUGCCGCACUAUCGACUAACAUUCCUAGCUUGGCUGCUACUCAUAAAAAGUCGACUAGGAAGAGAGAAGCUCGAAGGCAUACUCUACAGAAUGGAAUUGAUUACAGCUUGGUACGAAGACUAAAACAGCUGGAAGCAGAGAGGGACAUGCUAGUUCAAGGGUAUGAAGUUGUGGAGCGAGCCAGGAACUGGUACAGACAGCAGCUGCAGGCUGUGUCAGAAAGGAUACACUACCUGCCCCAAGGACCCCCACAGAAUGAGCCGAGUGUAGAGGCUCAGCAGGAAAUGCUGCACUUCCAGCUCGCUCGCAUCCACGAGGUGAAUUCUCACCUCCGUGCGUUGAUGGAGGCUUCGGAACGUGGGCUGCCUUCUCACAUAAAUCUAGCCAUCCGACCCACCGUCUCCUCCAGUCAUUUUUCUUCAAAGAACGCAGGCGUUGACCCCGAGGAACAAGUACGAGUUAUAGAGAGACUGAAAGACCAGAAUCACCUUCUCACAGAGGAGGUCAGCUUGAAAAGUGAACGCAUCACUGGACUCGAACGGGAAAAAGCUGCAUUGUUAAGGGAACUGUUCCAGUCUCGCUCUUCUCAGCAGCUGCAGGCCACCUCGGCAGACUCAACAUUCAUGUGAGAGGUUUCCACAGAAGAUGCCGGGUAUGGAAACAACAUGCUUUCGUCUUUGAACAGUUUACAAAUCUGAUUUCUCAGAGUGGUAUGUCUUACAAUGCAGGAAUUGUUAGAUCCUCAACACUGCAUUUAAACAUUUACAUGAACAGGGUAUUUGCUCAUAAUUUGACAAAAAUAUUGUAUGGUUAUCAUUGUGGCAUGUCCUAUGGAUAUACUACAGUUGCAAAUUUUUAAAAUUUUUUUGGUGUCACAGUGGUAUAUAAAUAAUAUUGAAGAGUAUAAAAUAGACCGUAACCAGUAGUGAAAUUUUAUGUAGGGUGAUUUUGCCUUUAGAGUCUUCACUGUGCUUUUGGUCACAGCAUUGACAACUUGUUCUUUUGGGAGGAAAUACUGCGACUCUUCUGUAGGGUGAAACACUUUCUUGUUGGUUUGUGCAUACAACAUUUUCAGUCCUGAGGAGGGCACCGUGAAAACAUCCGUUAGCAUUUUUUUGCUGUCUAUUUGCGGUGUGGUAAUUCUUGUUCAUUGCAGACCCUUCGUUUGCAAGAAUAGUGUUCAUGAAAAGGAGGAUGCACAACUACAUAUUACACUAAAUGAUAAUCACUAAAAAUGAGUCGGGUAACCCAGCUUCUGAGAGUGAAAAAGAGACAUUCUUUAGGUUCAGGAAGGGGAAUGCCUCAACCCCUUCCCCCUGUAAGUGAGAGCAGUUUUGUUGAUGUUUGACCAAGUAGUGUAUGGUGUUUUUCAGUUUGUUUACAUAUAAGGUAUUUGGAUGUACCAGCUACUUGACGAUGAAAAUUGAUUGAUAGUUGUUUAUUAUGAGUUACAAGUUGCCUGUUUUGACAUGACAUUACAUAAAGGUAUUUUGUUACUCUCUAUAUAAUCCUUAAUGUACCUUCAAAGUAACUAAUGCUGACAUCAUGUUGGAUAUAGUUUUGUAUGGUAAGAUUUUUGUUUUGUUGAAUUAGUCAUAUUUUUUUUAACAUUCACAUGUAUUUGUGCAAUUUUUUACAAGUAAUGAUUUGAUUGUUAUAUCGAUGAGUUUUUAUUUACUAUGAGAAUUCUAAGAUUUAAAUGAAGUUGUUUGAAGUAUUGUACUGAUAAUUGCCAGUUGUAGAGAAUUUAUUAUCUUCGAUAUUUUCCACUGGGGCAAUUUGUGUAGAGGAAUCUGUUGACAAUGAAUUUUUGAGAUUUAUGGGAAUAUUGCAUUCAAGCUGAACCUAGGUUGCCAAAGAACUUCCAGUCUUGAGAAAUACUACUACUGUUAUUAUAGAAGUUGAUGAGCAAUUUUCCGAAUUGUUGAAAAAGGUUGAGGAUGCAAUAAAUAUAAUUUGCCUUUAUAUGCUACAAGUCAUGUUCUGUUGUCUCAUGAUUGUAAGUUACUUGCUUGAAGUGUUGUGGGAAAUUCAGGAAAUUUUGUUGUAUUUUUCUUAACUGACAAGAGCACCUAUUUUUUAUUUCUACACCAAUUGACACUUAGCAUAGCCAUGCACACAACUUUUACCUUAGGGUGAAUUGACAAUGAGCUUUGCCAUGCUCAUAAUUUCUAACCCUGAGCCAAUGUACAAAAUAUUUACUUCUUGACAGUUGCCAGUGAGCUUUGAAAGGUACGUCAGUUUCUGAACAGUUGCCAAUCGUGCACCCACAAUUGUUUAGUUCUAGACCGGUUGACAGUGGGUGUUACAAUGUACACAACUUUUACUCAUGGACAGUUGCCAGUAAGUUUAGCCAUGCACAGAUUGUUGCCUUCUAGAUCAGAAACAGUCUACAUUGCCAUAUCCACAUUUUAGUUUUGGAUCAAUUAACAAAGAACUUGCCAUGUACAGUAUUUCUUUAUUGAUCAAUCAUAAUGUGCAUUGCCAUGCAUGCACAAGUUUAGUUGUGGAACAGUUAAUGUUGCUAUGUACAUUAUAUUUAGAAAGAAGAGCUUUUCAUGUGGUAUUAACAACUUAUUUAAUAAUCUAGAUUUUGUAACUUUGUUGUUCCACUUUUAGUUCUCCCACAAAAACAAAUUGGUUGAGCUCCAUCGGUGUGAUUCAGUAGGCCUAUUCAAUCACUUCAAUGUAAUAAUAAUGCUCUAAAUCUGUGGCAGCUCACUCCUAACUAGAACUUUGAGGUUUUGUAUUUUUAUUACACAACUUUUGGAUGGAAUAUCACUUACACUUUGAUAUUGCCUUCAUUACUUUUCCCUCUUUGAGAUUGGCAAGUAACUUGAAAGUUUAUUGUUAGGUAGAUGAUUCAGGGAGAAGUGACUAAUGAGAGGAUGGGACUAGCCAGUUUAUUUCAGCGUGAUAAAAUGGUUGGAAAGAAGCAAGAGAAUUCAAUUCCUUUUGCCAUGAUGCUAGAUUGCAAAGGAGAGAAAAUAUAAAAUUAUAAAUAGGGAAAACUUUGGUCAGUCAUUUGUGGACUAUAGACAAAUUAUUUUGUUGAACAUCAGAAUUGCAGUAAUUCAGUUGUUGGAGUUAACAUUUCUGCCAUACAAAGAUUCAUGUUGCACAGUGAGUGAGCGUGUUAGGAAAAGUAGAGAACUGUUAGUAGUUGGAAAGGCAGGGUGAAACUGUUAUUUUACAGAUCUUGAGGAGGUUUAUAGUAUGGCGAUAAAAACAAAUUCAUAGUUCCAUAAAAUUUUCAAGAUUGAUCAAUAUUUGUCCAAGUACAGGCAGUCCCCAGGUUACAUCGUUCUGACUUUACAGCCCUUGGCUCAUGGUGCCAGUUACCUGAUUUUAUGGGGCCGUAAGCCCCAUUUAUUCCAUUAUUAUUAUGAAGUUCUGGUUUACAGCCCACUGCCAGGAACUGAAUCCCUGCGGUAAGCUGGGGACUGCCCACAAGUAAUUUCAUCAUAGUUUGUACAUCAGCUGGAAAGUAAUGAGUAACUUAAUUAGCAGCAAUAAACCAUACAUAAAGGGUAAACUCAUAAAAGUAUAUUAGAAUUGAAGCUUAUGAUAUUUAGAUAAGUUUGAAAAAAAUUUUCAGUGGGAACUAAAGCCAAAGAUAUAUGAUACAUUUUGAGUGAAAAUCUCAUACAUUAAUUUUGUUGCUUUUGCUUAAGGAGUACUGUUAUAGUUCUGGCAUAGCCUUUGUCCUUAUGCCAGAGGAGAAUGAAAUGUUUUAGGUUUGAUAGUGCGAUUCUGUGACUUAAUUUUAGUUGCACUAGAGGCAAUAAGUGUGCAGCCCUCUGCAUGAUUUCUUGAGCUCAUUUCACUGGCAAGCAAAUCGUAUAAAAAAUUUCAAUGAAGUUACAGUGAAUUUUGAGUGACAACUUGGAUGUGAUAUUUCAAGGGUAGUUUGAUUUGAGUGUUACAUUGCUUCCUCAGUAGAGUUGUUAAGUUUGUUGGGGUUUAAAAUUGAUCGUUCACCGAAUAUGUCGAGACCUACGUAUUUUAGAAGCGGUCAAAAUGUAGAUUAAAAUGUGCUUUUGUUUUGGCUUGAUGGUUGUCCAUUUUUUUAAUAUUGUGAGGAUAGACGAGUUUUUUUUAUAUGGGCAUAGUCUUGAGCCCAUAAGCAACAUUUUCUGUAACUGAUGUGAAUGUUUAUCUCCUAAAUUGAUGAAUGUGGAACUUUAUUGUACAUGGUGAACCUUUUACUUUUUGUCAGUUAUAAUAAUCGUUUUGCUUCCGUUUUGGAGAAUGUGAUCUUUCAAAUUCCACAGUCUUCAUGUCUGAUUCUGUAUGGUUGUUUUUAUAUUUUAUUUUUUCAUACUUUUAAUCUGACAACUGAAUACCUAUUCAAGAAAUACUCAUAGUGUAAUUUUAUUAGGGAAUGCUUAUCCAAGAAAUACUCCGUUUUGAAAAACCUGAGCAUUGAAACUUGAAGCAUUAGGUGUCACAGCCAGAGUGAAUGCAGAUCUCUGAGCAUAAAUGCCCUCUGCUAAUAUUGUAAGUAUAUCCAGUAGUGAUUUGUUGUACAUAACUCCAGUUGGUCACUUAUGUAUAGCACACUGCCUUUGCCUUUGUCACAGUCAGCCUUUGACAAUCUAGCAGAAAGGUUGUAGUUAUUUUGUCAAAAGGUUGUACAUUCAGGUUUCUUAAUACUGGCACCACCCUGCUUAAUAACAGCCAACUUUGAAUUUACAAACAUUAAGAGAUACAAACAAACAGGAUAGCAAAUUAAAAUUGUAUUCAGAGCGUUCCUCCUUGCUGCCUGUAAGUUCAAAUUUUGUUUUCUGCCUAUUCCGUACAUACACUACAGGCAGUCCCUGGUUAUCGGCGGGGGUUCCGUUCCUGGGGGUGUGCCGAUAAGCGGAAAGCAUCAUUAACCGAAACUCGGCGAUUUGUGGCGCCAGUAACCGGUUAUCGGCGCCAUAAGCUCCUCUGUUGGGUAUAUGUUAUGGUGCCAUAACUACAGGCAGUCCCCGGGUUAUGAUGGAGGUUCCGGUCUUGAGACACGUUGUAAGCUGGAAAUCGUCCUAAGCCGGAACAUCGUAAAAAAUCCUAAGAAAACCUUACUUUUAAUGCUUUGGGUACAUUAAAAACUAAGUAAACUGCCUUCUUAUUGCAUUUUUCAUCUACAAAACCUUCAAAUAUUGAUUAUUUUGCAUUUUUGGAGUCAUAUUUCUUGUGCCGGAUCAGCAUUGUAGGCGUCGUAACCCUGGAACAUGCGUCAUAAACCUGGAAAUAAUUUCUGAUAAAUAUAAUUGAAAAGUGUUGUAACUUCGGAACGCUGUAUGCCGAAUCCGUCAUAAGCUAGGGACUGCCUGUAUUAUUGGUGCCUUAUCGAUAACCGGAACUUGGCCCGUUAUGGCCCCAUAUAUUGCCGAUUUUAUGGCGCUUAGACAAGCCCCAUAAAACUGGAUUGGCGACAACCAGGGACCGCGUGUACUAUAUGUACGGUGUAUUGUGCUUUAGGAUUAAAAAACAUACAGUACACGUACUGUAUUGAUUUUAUAUCCAACUGUACUUAAUUAAACAUGAAAAAUACAGUAAUCAACUUUCAAACAAUUCAACAUACAAAUGGGUGUAUGGAACAUAACUCAUUUGUAAAUAGGGUGGUGUCAGUACCUCUCAUUAAUUAGUUGAUCAGGAAUCAGGUCUUCCACAUACAAAAACAUGUGUCCUUGCAUAACAGGAUGAAAAUAUUUAUUGAUGGAGAAGCGUGGUGCAUGACAAGUAUACCACAUUACUGAAUGUAUUUAAAAGAAAUUUACUUAGGGGUAUUUGAGGGUGUGAACUUUGGCUGUAUUAUCUGAGACUUUUGCUUUAAAGUCUGGCUUGUGAAGAGUAUAAAUGUCUUUGUAAGUAUAGGAAUUACAUCCAUAUAAAGAAGCAAUUUCAAUUCUUGUUACAUUGUGCAUGCAUGUUGCAAAGUAUGCAACAUAAAGAUAGUAGAAACAGUACAGUAAUGUGAACAAAUUAAUUAACUGGUAAUGGUGAACACAUGCUGAUUGUGCUCAUUGAUCCAUUUGACCUGCCAGGAUAAUUUUUAUUAGAAGUCAGUAUCAUGGUUUUGUUUGUUGCUCAAGAAGAGACAUCUUAAAAUGGGUAGUAUGCAGAGUAGGAAGGCAGGGAUAUUCAGUGGUCCUUGGAGGGGUCAGGUCAUGGCACCCUAAGUUAGGGUAGGAAGGUAAGGUCUGGUUAGAUCAGGUCAUGGCAGACUAGGAAAGGUUGGGAUUUGUCACGCCUACCCGUUUGCUUACUCUGCAUCUGUUCUGUUAAAGCUUGAAAAAGUAAAAAGUAAAAAGCCUACAGUGUAAAUUCUCCUGUGUGCCUGUCGCCACAUUUAGCAUUGGGCCCAAUUGUUUUCUUUCAUUCCUGCUUGGCAUUUGCCUUUAGGAAAAAUAGUCGUUACUAAGACUGACGCGUGUGAAAUUUUUGUUGUGUGCAAUCUGAUUGCUGAAGCGUGCCAUUAUGAUCUCGAAUUAGGAAUAGAAGACAGAGAGAGAGAAAUAGAUAGAUACAGUUAUUUGAGUGGCUGCCUUCUAGGAAUUUUAUUUCUUAGGCUUUUAACAUUCCGUAAUUUUACAUAAUGGUUAAGUUAUGAUAAACCAAACAGCUUGAUUUCUACUUAUUGCUGUACUCUGUGUAGAUUUAAGUCUUCUUUGCCUUUUUUUUUUAUCUUUUUUGUUAAUGCUAUACUCAGUAAGGCUUUAAUUUUAAACCAAAUGAUCUAUUUAUAUAUCGUGAUUGAGUGACAGCAUUACUUGAUGGCCACUCUGGCUUUUCUCUCCAAUGACCUAGGGGUGUUCACUUAAUUGGUAUACUGUAGUUAAUAUAUUUCUUAGUAUGUAUUAACUUGUAUUUAUUCAGAGAAACCUAAAAUGUUUAAGCAAUUUUUUUUUCCAAUUGAAGUAUAUUUAUUGAUAAUGAUUAUUUGCUUAUACAGACACCACCCUACUUACCUACAUUCAACUGGCAAACAUUCAGAGAUACUAACGGAUUACUAGUUAAAAUUGUGUUUAGAUCGUUCUCUCUUGCCACCCGUAAGUUCAGAUUGUGUUUUGCGCACCUAUUCUGUACGUGGAGUGCUGUGUGCACAGUGUACAUAUUGUUUUUUAGGAUGAAAAACGUACAAUAUUGCAUUGGUUUUAUAUCAUACUGUACUUCAAUGGGCAAGAAGAGAAGAGUACAGUAACCAACUUAUGAACAAUUUCAACAGACUAAUGGCCGUCAGGAAUGUAACUAGGGUGGUGUGUGUAUUUAGUCUCAUUUCUGCAGGGUAUUCUGUUUUUUGUAGCCAGAGAAAGGGUGGUUAGACUGAGAUUGUUGUACAGUACACUGCAAAUUGAAUUUUGCUUGGUUCUAACUGCAGGUUGUAAUAUUGAUCAUCACUGCCUUAACUGUUGUACAUUUUCAGGGUAACAAAUAAUUUAUACAUUCAAUUAUGCAUGCAAUUUGAUGGAGAUAUUUAUGAAAAACUACUUUUUAAGAUUUUACUUUCAGAGAUCUUGCAUUUCACUAAGUAAAAUUUUGUAUUUUGAGAACUCAUGCUCUUUUUUUAUAGAAAGCAUUAUACUUCUUGUUAUUUUCUUGGAAGUUAUGUAAAAUGUGUCUUUAAGGAAUUGUUGCUUGCUUAGACAGUACAGUACAUUACAUAUUCUCACCCCAUUUUCUUAAUGUGUACAAAGCUAAAGUUAUUCUUUACUGUUGCAAACUAAUGUGUCAAGCAAUUCCUUUUAAAUAGAUUUUUCUUAGACUGUGUAAUUGCACUAAACAUUCCUUUAAAAGAAAAAAGUGCCGUCCAAUAAACUGUGAUUUUUA
Messenger RNA from Macrobrachium nipponense, 9136 nucleotides. Its product is annotated as suppressor APC domain-containing protein 2-like. Lineage: Eukaryota; Metazoa; Arthropoda; Malacostraca; Decapoda; Palaemonidae. The transcript has 10 exons. The record is from RefSeq and is a predicted model, not a curated record. The coding region runs from base 160 to 1947 and encodes 595 amino acids.